Ostrea edulis (European flat oyster) is the source of this 3032-nucleotide messenger RNA. RefSeq names its product ATPase family AAA domain-containing protein 3-like. Gene Ontology annotation, molecular function: ATP binding; zinc ion binding; ATP hydrolysis activity. Gene Ontology annotation, biological process: mitochondrion organization. Bases 315 to 2150 code for a protein of 611 amino acids. Gene Ontology annotation, cellular component: mitochondrion. NCBI's taxonomy places the organism in Eukaryota, Metazoa, Mollusca, Bivalvia, Ostreida, Ostreidae. The record is from RefSeq and is a predicted model, not a curated record. The transcript is spliced from 15 exons.
AGUCGGUCAGGGUAAAACUUGAGUUAGCGAUUUUUGGGAUUCUGGAUUCCUCCCUUGUGUAAAUAUAGAAUAGAGAGGGUCAAUUCGUGACGAGCCCCUGUGGAUACACAGACAAUUAUGACUCCCCUUUAAAUAAAUCUAAAAAUUAUGUAGACCGAAUCUUUCAAAGACGAAGAUAGGUCGGAUUUAAACCGUUAUCGGUUUUGCUAAUAGUCAUAUCCGCUUAUAGUACGCAUGUUUUCAAGAAUACUACAACUACACGUGAGUUUGGUAAUGCCGGGCUGAUUGCAAACAAUUUAACAAAAUAACUGAAGAUGUCAUGGCUGUUUGGAAUGGGAGGCGGGGGACAAGGCCCCCCACAAAUCCCUGUCCCACCACCAGGGGGUGACAAUAAAGGCAGUUCCGAACCACCGAAAAAUUUAACGAAAUCGGAGAUGGAAUCUUAUCGAUUUGACUCGGCAGCACUGGAGCGAGCUGCUAAUGCAGCCAAAGAGUUAGAGAAAUCCAAAAAUGCCAAGGAAGCGCUGGAACUGUCAAAACUGCAGGAACAAACGAAACAAUUGGAAACUCAGACGAAGUCGAAGGAAAUGGAAGCAUAUAUUGAGGAAAUGAAACUUCAAGCUGUGAAAGUCCAGGAGGAAGAAAGGAGAAAAACGAUGUCUAAAGAAGCAGAACUUCAUCAACAGAAAGCAAAGUACCAGGAUCAACUGGCGAGGCGGAGAUACGAUGACCAACUUACGCAACAGACAAGACUUCAGGAAGAGAACUUGAGAAAACAAGAAGAAUCUGUAGCUAAACAGGAGCAGAUGAGAAAAGCCACGCUGGAGCAUGAGUUCGAACUCCGCAAGAAAAAUGAACAAGCCAGAAUAGAAGCAGAAAUGAAAGCUCGGGGGAAGAUGGAGAGAGAGAACAUAGAUCUGAUAAAGGAACAGAUCAAAUUAAAGGCUCAAGAAAAAAGGGAGACAAUCCUAGAAUCAAUCAAGACAGCGGGCUCUGUUCUUGGUGCUGGAUUCCAAGCCUUCAUAUCAGAUCGAGACAAAGUGGCAGCAACGGCGUUUGGAAUAACGAUGGCUGCAGUGGGUAUUUAUGCAGCCAAGCAUGGGACGGGCGUGACUGCCCGCUACGUGGAGGCCAGACUAGGGACACCGUCACUCGUCAGGGAAACCUCCAGACUGACCGUAGGAGAGGUCAUCAAACACCCCAUAAAGACAGUCAAAAGAAUUGUUAAUAAACCAGAAGAUGCACUAAAAGGAAUCAUUUUAAAACCAGAACUUGAAGAAAGACUUCGAGACAUAGCCAUAGCAACCAGACACACAAAGAAAAACAAGGGAUUUUACAGAAAUUUGUUAAUGUAUGGUCCUCCAGGAACAGGGAAAACAAUGUUUGCCAAGAGCCUUGCCCAGCACUCGGGUAUGGAUUAUGCUAUAAUGACCGGAGGAGAUGUAGCCCCCAUGGGUAAAGAGGGCGUGACUGCAAUGCACAAAGUGUUUGACUGGUCCAAGGCCAGCCGGAGAGGGGUGCUAUUAUUUGUCGAUGAAGCAGAUGCAUUUCUCAGGAAAAGAAGCAAGGAACUCAUCAGUGAGGAUAUGAGGGCCACGCUGAACGCCUUCCUCUAUCGAACAGGAGAGCAGUCUAAUAAAUUUAUGUUAGUAUUGGCCAGUAACCAGCCCGAACAGUUUGACUGGGCCAUCAAUGACCGAAUCGACGAGAUGGUGGAAUUCGGAGUCCCAACACUGGAUGAGAGAGAACGCUUGGUCAGGCUCUAUUUUGACCAAUUUGUCCUCAAACCUUCCAUGGAAGACAAAAGGUUAAAGUUGGCAGAGUUUGACUACAGUGCUAAGUGUUCAGAAAUAGCCAGAUUAACGGAAGGUCUUUCAGGGAGAGAAAUUUCGAAGCUGGGAGUAGCUUGGCAGGCGACAGCCUAUGCCUCAGAAGAGGGUGUAUUAACGGAACAGAUGAUCAACGACCGAGUCAACGACGCAAUACGUCAACACAAGAAGAAGGAUAUGUGGCAGCACGAACAGGCUGUAAAGGAAGAACUGGAGCUCGGAGCCGCUUACACGUCAGAGAAAGACAUGGCGGCGGACCUGACAGCCCCACAGACCAAGCCGGGCUCAGACCCAAGUCAACGGCCGUCACAGCAUAGCUAACAGCACCAGGAAUCUAGGGAAAUCAUUUUACUGAAACGAAUACCUUGAUUUAGAAAUGUCACGUGUUGAACAGGAACAAAUUAACCAAAGUGUUGUAUUGGUGAUAACUAGACCGAGCUUUAUGGCUUGUUUUAGGGAUAGAAGUUCACAAAAUUCGAAGUUGAAUGUGCUGUGAUGAUUAUUACUUGAUUGUAUGAUAUAUACGAAGUACUGGUGCAAGUUGCUGUUUGGUUCAUUCAUUGAAAUAUUUUGGCCAUUCCUUGUAGAAUGAUUCAUCACUAAUGUUUAUCUUUCACUGCCAUGAUGUAUCCAGUGUGUUUACAUUUAUAUAUUGUAAUCAAAUCAGGGCCGUCAGUGUUCCUAAAUAGUGGCUCUAAUAAAAGGACCAUUGGAAAAUAGGAGUUAUUGUACAUGCAAGUAAAGUAAAAAAAAAAAAUUGAAUCUGAACCAAACAAUUUCGAUAAUUUUCCUGAUAAAAACAGUUGCAGCCGUGUUAAAGUUUGUAAAAACAGAAUGUGUAAAUGGAAUUAACUGUACCAUUGUGUGUAUUGUGACUGAAUUCUGUGAGGAAAACAGAGCACAUGUAAAUAUUUGUCUGUAGCUUUAGUUAUAAUGAAGAGGGCAAAAGUGAAAUCUUUUUCCAGAGACUUAACAUUUUUUUCUGUAAUUAUCACUUCAUGAAUGAAGACUGCAAAUUAUUUGAGAUACAUGUUAAAUGUAUUAUUUAUUACCAAACAUGAAAGGUGUUUAUCAUGUGUCAUGUGCAUUUUGACAUUAAGCUUUGGAAAUAGAGAUUUGUGUAUAUACAUGAACAUGUGUAUAUUCUGUUGUCCUAAAAGACGGUUGACAGUUGUGAACAUAAAAUAAAAUAUAUGUAACGAU